GUGUCUCCCACAGGCAGAUCUUGUGGAGGAUCAUCCCUUGACCAUGGGGCUUUUACAGGGAGCUGAAUAUUACAUAUGCGAUCAUGGAGCAGGGCAAGGCUAAAGCUCUUGUUUGCCAACAAAAUGUCAUGGUGGGCUGGGGGACAAAGAUGAAAAGCGCUGAUCAAGACGAUGGACUUAGAAGAUGAACCCGGGAUUAAACUGGAGUUGUGAGUUACUCACCAGGUUUACCAUGUCUUUCAGCACCGCAUUACGAUCAAAAAUAGUGAGACUGGCAGUUUUUCAGUAUUGCUUUUAAUAUUAAAUGUCUCCUGAUUGCAGUUAAAUAUAAAUUGUUUUCCACAUGUUGGACAUUUGUGAAACUAUUGUGUCAGUUGUGUUGUAUUUCAGUAUUAUCCACAGAUCUGGAGAUGGAGGGAGCUGAAUUACUGAGACCAAAACAGCACAAGCAGUAAGGACAAUAUCUCCUCUGUCUGUCUCUGCUCUUCCUCCAGUACUUGUCAUCCGCCCUGUUUAUCUGUCCAGAGCCACAUGCCAGCAGGAGGACAGUCUCUUAUGUCAACUUUGACAUGAUGCUCCUGUCGCUGACAGGGAUAAUGCUGAUGAUGACAUCUGGCUGGUCACAUAUUUGACAGUCCUGCGGAAACAGAAGGAGGUGGUCAGUGUGGAAUCAACGCCAGUGACCCUGUUUGUCUGGAACUUCUCCAAAUACGUCUCUGUCACUUAAGACAAGCGUGCCGUAUGGGCACCUGUGACUAUGGCUGUGUAGUCCUCGUGUAACCUUGUUGGGGCGGCGUAGAGCUUAACAAAUGGACUGCUGUGGUUUGCCCUCCAGAGGAGAGCAUUAAACAGGUGAAGCCGAACACUGCUCUCAUUAGUCACAGAUGCAGUCGUCUGCCACUCACCAGAGACUGAUGCCAGAAUACUGAAAGUUUCUAUUGCUAUUUCUGCCUGCACCCUAGAGACACUUGAGGAAUGGCUCACACUCUGUGACUGGAUGUUAGCUCAGUGGAGUUUACAGUACUGCUGGGGACCAUGCAGAUAAGAGGAGGAAACCAGCCACAUCUUCAACCUGUGGGACUGUAGUUUCCUUCCAGAAAUGCUACUUUUUCAUAUUGAGGAUCUGUGUGACUGAACCAAUCAUGGCCAGCACGGCGGCUCAGCUCCUUGGUUUCUUCUUAGGCCUGUUGGGCUUUACGGGAACUGUGGCUGCAACUCUGCUCCCCCACUGGCGCACCACAGCAUACGUGGGCUCAAACAUCAUCACAGCCACAGCCUACAUGAAAGGCCUGUGGAUGGAGUGUGUGUGGCACAGCACUGGCAUUUACCAGUGUGAACUGUACAGAUCUCUGUUGGCAUUGCCUCAUGACCUGCAGGCUGCCCGGGCACUCAUGGUGCUCUCCUGUAUCACCUCAGUCCUGGCAUCUCUGGUGUCUGUUAUGGGUAUGAAGUGUACCCGCUUUGCCCGCGGCUCAUUCGUCAAGACUCCACUGGCGACGAGUGGGGGAAUUGGUUUCCUCUGUGCUGGUCUUCUCUGUCUUAUCACUGUGUCCUGGACCACCAAUGAUGUCAUAUUGGAUUUCUACAGCCCCUUCCUCCCCAGUGGGCUGAAAUGUGAGAUCGGCCUGGCAGUGUACCUCGGUUACGCGUCGUCCUGCCUCAGUCUGUGUGGAGGACUGGUGCUGUGCUGGAGCAGCAACGUUGCCAGGUCACAGAGACCCCCGCAUAUACAGAGGAUUCCAGCAUCAUCACCUCCUCCUGCCUUCAACAUCAUUUAUCCCCCUGCUCCACUCUACAAGCCACCGGAGGCCCUGAAGGAUAAUCGCACCCCCUCAUUGUGCUCCCUUUCCAGCAAUGGCUAUCGGCUCAAUAACUACGUCUAAAUUGCGGUGGAUCUGUGCAGCUCUGCACAAUCAAACUGAACCUUUCUCCAACUCAUUAUUAUUUUGUUGUUUCUUGUCUCCUCUACACCUGUGAAGCAAGAAAGAAAAUGUGAAAGGAAGGACAAGUACCUCACCUUCUCAUGUUUAACCAAACAUUACUUGCAACAUAUCACACUUCAACAAAUUCCUCUGUUCUUCUCACUGUCACCAGAAGUGAGGUCACACUUAAGUUUUCCCUCGCUAAUCUGGGAUUCACUGAGUGUUUGAAGAGAACUGCAUGGAAAAUAAAACUGGUUGCCCUGCUACACAACUACAGGACCAGAAGGUGGCGUCAUUGUCCUGCAAAUAAUCACAGAGAAGCGAGACCAUGUAGUGAAGUUCACUUCCCACAUUCUAACCUCUGACACUCGUGUUAAUUAAUGACCACAUGUUUAGUCACUUCCUUAUUGAAGCCUGAAUGUUUUAACUGGCAUUAACUUUUUGUAGAAGACAAUGCUCCACAUCAGUACCUUAAACACAUUAAUCAACACUAUAUGGACAAAAGUAUUUGAAUUCCGGUGUUUCAGUCAGGCAUUGAGCUCGGCCCCUUAUGUCCAAUGAAGGUCUUAUGCUUCAGCAAACUUCUGGACAAUGCUAUGCUGCCAACUUUGUGGCAACAGUUUGAGGAAGGUCCUUUUCUAUUCCAACAUGAUUGUGCCCCAGUGACUAUGGUUUGACGAGUUUGGUGUGGAAGAACUUGACUGACCCGCACAGAGCCAAAUCUGCCUAACGUCAUAAAUGCCCUACGGAAUGAAUAGACACAAAUUCCCAAAGAAAGUCGUUCAAGAAGUGUGAAAGCUGUUUGAGCUGCAAAAGGGAAACCAACCCCAUAUCAAAGUAGCUUCUAAUAAUUGAAAUACAAAUGACAAAAUAAAAACACUUGAUAUCGUCAAAA
Solea senegalensis (Senegalese sole) is the source of this 2817-nucleotide messenger RNA. RefSeq names its product claudin-14-like. The transcript is spliced from 4 exons. Gene Ontology annotation, biological process: bicellular tight junction assembly; cell adhesion. Gene Ontology annotation, molecular function: structural molecule activity. Gene Ontology annotation, cellular component: plasma membrane; bicellular tight junction. The record is from RefSeq and is a predicted model, not a curated record. Bases 1143 to 1883 code for a protein of 246 amino acids. NCBI's taxonomy places the organism in Eukaryota, Metazoa, Chordata, Actinopteri, Pleuronectiformes, Soleidae.